AUGGCACUGCCGGAGCAAACAGCUGCGCCCCAGGCCUGGGGCCGCUGGCAGCAACAGCCAGCCGGCCACGACUAUGGCAUGAUGGAUAACUCGACCUUUGUACAGUACGAUUCGAGGGCGGCAACGUCUGCUCCCAUGAACGGCGCCAUCAUGGCUCCUCAAUACAUGGUCGCCCCCCAGUACAAUAUGACGCAAAUGCCGGCCAUGGGGCACCAAUGCCCAACCCAAAACCACUUCGCCUACACGCAGUACGAUUCGUCUCCGACCAACAUGAACAUGCCUUUCAGACUUCCGCCCCAGCCAGAGCGGCCAGUCAUGCCCGUGGCAGCUUCGGAGCACGAUAUCCCCCGGGCUAGCUCUUACCCGCAAGAAAGCCCAUCGGUCAAAAACGACCGGCACCGGAGUCCUUCCAGUCGUAGUGAGACGAAGAUGAGCAACCCCAAGACACCUCACCCGCUCAACACCAAGGAAAUCAAGUACAACAAGCCUACGAGUGCUGAUCCUGUGAACUUCACCACUGCCAUCGACACCCUUAUGAAGGCCAUCCAGAAGAGAAACGAUUCAGAGGAUAUUGUCAAAGGUGUUCCGGAGAUCGAGCAGGUUGUCAAGCCGGAGCGCAUGUUGUCUCUCGAGCCCGAGGCUGGGUCUAUUGCCCCCGUUCAAGCACCUGCACCUAUUGCAACGGAAUCUACGGAUGCCCCCAAGCCCAAGCGAUACAUCUGCGACGUCGAGGGCUGUGGCAAGAGCUUCUACCAGAGCACUCACCUGGACACUCACAGGCGCGCCCACACUGGCGAGAAGCCAUAUCAAUGUAACUGGCCUCGCUGCGGACGCACCUUCUCGCAGCCAGGUAACCUCAAGACUCACAUGCGGCGCCACACAGGCGAGAAACCAUUCCGAUGCGAGCAGUGCAGCAAGGUCUUUGCGCAGCGCGGCAACCUCCAGACGCACAUGGCAACGCAUACGAACGCGAAGCCGUUUGUCUGCAAGCUAGACGACUGCAACAAGAUGUUCACUCAGAGAGGAAACCUCAAGAAUCACCAAAACAAGUACCACGAGAAGACUCUCAUGGAGAUGACUGAUUGGAUCGUCUCGAUUUCCGACAUCGAUGCUCUGUCCGACGACCAGAGAGAGAUGUACUGGUACUUUGCCAACUUGUACAAGAACAGCAACAAGGGAAUCAAGGGCCGCGGCAAGGACCGCAGGGUCAGCAACCGUGGCGCGAAGUCCAGGACGGCGCCUUCAUCCUACCCCGUCAAGCGGGUUCCUGGGCCCGCCAGCCUAGCGGCGUACAGCUCGAAGCGUCUCCCUCCCCCAGAGCAGUACAUGCAGCAGCAGCAACACCACCAGCACGGUUAUGAGGUCUACGACACCGACAUGGACCAGUCCUCAAGCGCAAGCAGCCCCAGAUACGACGGCCUGCCCGCCACUUACCGUGACCGCAUGUACCAGCAGUCGACCCACGCAAUGUACUGA
This is a messenger RNA of Colletotrichum graminicola M1.001, 1476 nucleotides long. RefSeq lists its product as uncharacterized. Gene Ontology annotation, cellular component: PcG protein complex; transcription regulator complex. The coding region runs from base 1 to 1476 and encodes 491 amino acids. The transcript has 5 exons. NCBI's taxonomy places the organism in Eukaryota, Fungi, Ascomycota, Sordariomycetes, Glomerellales, Glomerellaceae. The record is from RefSeq and is a predicted model, not a curated record. Gene Ontology annotation, biological process: regulation of transcription by RNA polymerase II. Gene Ontology annotation, molecular function: RNA polymerase II cis-regulatory region sequence-specific DNA binding; DNA-binding transcription factor activity, RNA polymerase II-specific.